AUGUCAUCUGAAGUGCUCGCGGAAGAAUUCGAGGUGCUCGAGGCGAUCUACCCCACCGAGCUCACAAAACUGUCGGAAAGGGAGAUCCGCAUCGACGUCGAACCGGACGACCCCGUCGAGGGCGUGGACGAGCUCGCGCUCGUCUUCACGGUCGAGUACCCGGAAGAGUACCCCGACGGUCUGCCGAACCUAUCUUUGGACGUCGAGAAGGGCGAGCUGGACGAGCGCGACAUACAGGGCCUGCUCGACGAACUCAGGACGGUGGGUGAAGAAAACCUGGGCAUGGCCAUGACGUUCACGCUGGUCGCGCACCUGCGCGAGCGGCUCUCCGCGCUCAUGCGCGAGAAAGAGGAGCGGUUACGGAAGGCGGAGGAGGAGAAGGAGCGGCGCGCCCUCGAGGCAGAGGAGGCCAGGACGCGCGGGACGCCGGUCACGAUCGAGUCCUUCAAAGCAUGGAAAAUCAAGUUCGACAGGGAGGUGGCCGUCAAGCGCGCGCGUGAGGAGGAGGAAAAGCUCAAGGGUCUUGCCUCGAAGGACAGGGAGGAAUACAAAAAGUCGCACACGCGCCCGACCGGCCGCCAUCUUUUCGAGCGCGACCGGAACCUAGCCAUCAUGGACGAGAACCUCAACGACGAGGACGCGGUCUCGGUCGACGUCAGCCAGUACGACCGCCACGCCGUCGAGGAAGAGGACGAGGACGAGGACCGGGUGACGUUCAGCGACAGCGACUGA
Molecule: messenger RNA, 732 nt
Organism: Epithele typhae
Lineage: Eukaryota; Fungi; Basidiomycota; Agaricomycetes; Polyporales; Epitheliaceae
Product: RWD-domain-containing protein
Exons: 7
Coding region: 1-732 (243 amino acids)
Biological process (GO): cytoplasmic translation
Molecular function (GO): protein binding
Source: RefSeq, a predicted model, not a curated record